Messenger RNA from Onthophagus taurus, 1818 nucleotides. RefSeq names its product carboxylic ester hydrolase-like. NCBI's taxonomy places the organism in Eukaryota, Metazoa, Arthropoda, Insecta, Coleoptera, Scarabaeidae. The record is from RefSeq and is a predicted model, not a curated record.
AUCAUGAGUUUACAAUAUCAUAUCUAGGUUAUCGUUUUGAAGCUGGAUUUGUUUAGUUGGAAUCACAACGUUGCGUCGUUUAAAUCAAAAAGUAACAUGUUCCGUAUUAUACUUUUCGUAAUUAUUUUUGCAUCAACUGGCGCCGAAAAAGAUCUUAUUCUACAACUAGAAGAUGGUUUAGUUGAGGGAUUUUAUAAAACUUCUUAUAACGGACGUAAAUUCGCAUCGUUUGAAGGAAUUCCUUUUGCGACACCUCCUAUACAAAAAUAUAGAUUUAGGUCCCCACAACCUGCACAAAAAUGGAACGGAACUUUAUUAGCAAAUCAACUUUAUACAUGCCUACAACUAGAUCUAGCUGGAGAAAAAGUACUUGGUACUGAAGAUUGUCUUUACAUCAACGUUUAUGUUCCAAAAGAAAAAAUUAAUCGUGAAGAUAAAUUAGAUGUUAUCGUUCACAUUCAUGGAGGUGCUUUUAUGUUUGGAAAUGGCCACAGUAACUCAGGUCCAUCCAAAAUUAUGGACCGUGAUGUAAUCUUUGUUAAUUUUAAUUAUCGUCUUGGUCCAUUUGGAUUUUUAGCCACCGAAGAUGACGUUUUUCACGGUAAUUACGGUAUGAAAGACCAAAUCUUAGCUUUAAAAUGGGUUCAAGCAAACAUAGAACAUUUCGGCGGAAAUAAAGAUUCAGUUACAAUUAUUGGUGCAUCUGCUGGUGGAGCUAGUGUACAUUUACAUUAUUUCAAUUGGGACACUGAGGAAGUUUUAUUUCAUAGAGGGUGGGCUCAAAGUGGGGCCGCUUUAAAUCCUUGGGCGGUAAGAAUGAGUUCUUGGCCAAACGCAAAGAAAUUAAUUAACGAUGUUGGGUGUAAAGAUGAAAAUAUUAAAGUGACUUUGAGGUGUAUGAGACAAAGAAGCGCUUUACAAAUCGCCGAAAGUGUAAAUGGGCUUUAUUUGAAACCAUUGUUGCCUUUAGCACCUUUUGCACCAAAUUCUGAAUUAAUGAGUACGAAUAAUCAAGAUCCUUUUUUGAUAACUCCACCUUUUGUGCAACUUAAAAGUGGUCAUGUUUUGGAUCGACCUUUAAUUAUUUCUCAAGUUACGGAUGAGGGAAUAAUUCCAUCAGCACUGUAUCAUAACAAUUUAGAAGAAAUUGAUAGAGAUUGGAAUAAGUUAGCACCAUACAUAUUGGAAUUUUACCAUGCUCCAGAAGAAGAUUGGGUGGAAAUUUCCGAAAAAAUCAAAGAAUUUUAUUUUAAAGGAGAAAAUAUCACCAAAUCUAACUUUGAAUCGUUUCUAAAGGUUUGUACCCAACGUCUAUUUCAUAUGGGAGCUGAAAAAUCAGCAAAGAUGCAAGCCAACAUUUCUAAUUCUAACGUUUACUUUUUGAUGUUUGGUUAUCUCGGAGCUGGAAAUCUAAUAAAGACAUUUUAUAAUGCUGAUAUAGAGGCUGUGGGGCAUGGAGAAGACGGAAAAUAUUUCUAUGAUAUGGAAAUACUGGAAGAUGCAACAUUAUCUCCGGAAGAAGAAAAAAUGAAAGAUAUUUUGUUAGAUUUUUUGGUUUCUUUUGCUAAAACAGGCAAACCAACUUCUGCUGAUAUUAAAUGGAAUCCAAUUCCUAAAGAAGGAAAUUUAAAAUAUUUAUUUAUUAAGAGUCCGGAUGAUAUCCGAAUGAAAUCUACAAAACGUUUGGGAGCUUACGAAUUUUGGAAAUCGUUGGGAAUUAAAGAAGAGGACAACCUGUAUCAUUUUACUUCGGCAGGAAUUGAAAUAAAAUGAUUUAAAAUGAAGUUUUAUUAUAAUUACAAACCAAAAAAUAUAAUG